Messenger RNA from Cordyceps militaris CM01, 3894 nucleotides. RefSeq names its product myosin-5. Gene Ontology annotation, biological process: actin filament organization; vesicle transport along actin filament; endocytosis. The record is from RefSeq and is a predicted model, not a curated record. The transcript is spliced from 3 exons. Bases 1 to 3894 code for a protein of 1297 amino acids. NCBI's taxonomy places the organism in Eukaryota, Fungi, Ascomycota, Sordariomycetes, Hypocreales, Cordycipitaceae. Gene Ontology annotation, molecular function: microfilament motor activity; actin filament binding; ATP binding. Gene Ontology annotation, cellular component: actin cytoskeleton; actin cortical patch; cytoplasm.
AUGCCAAGUCUUUCGUCACUGGCUCUCGUCGGGCCAGGCACCCGAUUUGAUGCCCGCCGCCCUUCUUCAAGCCCACCAACCAACCUUGCAUUUCCCAUCUUAAGCAUCCUGCCUGAUUCCUCUCCUUCUUCUCUGUUGCGCGUGCAUCGUGAUACUUUUCUUCUUGAAUACGUCGCAAAUAAAGACUCAUUGUUCGCAUGCGCAACCCCCGCGCGCUCUCCCGCUUCCCCCGCUAACCGCGAUCCCGCCUCUCAGGGUAUCUCACGGCGUCCUAAGGACAAGUCCGCCCGCAAUGCUCAGCAGGCCGGCGGCGGCAGCGCCGCCAAACCGAAGAAGGCCACCUUCGACACCACCAAGAAGAAGGAGAUUGGCGUCUCUGACCUGACCCUCCUCAGCAAAGUGUCCAACGAAGCCAUCAACGAGAACCUCAAGAAGCGGUUCGAGGGCGCCGAAAUCUACACAUACAUCGGUCAUGUCUUGGUCUCGGUCAACCCCUUCCGCGACCUAGGCAUCUACACCGACCAGGUCCUCGACAGCUACCGCGGCAAGAACCGCCUGGAGAUGCCCCCGCACGUCUUUGCCAUUGCCGAAUCCGCAUACUACAAUAUGAAGGCCUACCACGAGAACCAGUGCGUCAUUAUUUCCGGGGAGUCGGGUGCGGGAAAGACCGAAGCCGCCAAACGCAUCAUGCAGUACAUUGCCAAUGUCUCCGGCGGGCAGUCAGGAGAUAUCCAAAGAAUCAAGGACAUGGUGCUGGCCACCAAUCCCUUGCUGGAAUCGUUCGGCAACGCCAAGACGCUUCGAAACAACAACUCCUCGCGGUUUGGGAAGUACCUCCAAAUCUACUUCAACUCCACAGGGGAGCCUGUUGGUGCCGACAUUACCAACUACCUACUCGAAAAGUCCCGUGUCGUCGGACAGAUAGCAAACGAGCGAAACUUCCACAUCUUCUACCAAUUCACCAAGGGCGCUUCUCGCCAGUACCAAGAGCUCUUUGGUAUUCAAAAACCCGAGACCUAUCUGUACACCAGCCGCUCAAAGUGUCUCGAGGUCGACGGCAUUGACGAUCUGGCCGAAUUUCAAGAUACUCUCAACGCGAUGAAGGUUAUUGGCCUCUCGCAAGCAGAACAAGACGAGGUCUUCCGCGUGCUGGCCACCAUUCUAUGGAUCGGCAACAUUCAGUUCCAAGAGGACCAGAGUGGCAACGCAGAAGUACGUGACAGCUCUGUCGUCGACUUUGCCGCCUACCUGCUAGAAACUACUCCAGAACAGCUAAUCAAAGCCAUAACCAUCCGCAUUCUUACCCCUCGCAGCGGUGAAGUUAUCGAGUCGCCCGCCAACCCUGCGCAGGCGACCUCGACUCGUGACGGCUUGGCCAUGGCCCUCUACAACAACCUCUUUGACUGGAUUGUGGCCCGCAUCAACAAGUCGCUGAAGUCUCAACAAGCCACCGCCAACGCCGUCGGUAUUCUGGAUAUCUAUGGCUUCGAGAUUUUCGAGAAGAAUAGCUUUGAGCAGCUCUGCAUCAACUACGUCAACGAAAAGCUACAGCAGAUUUUUAUUCAGCUGACUUUGAAGACGGAGCAAGAAGAAUAUGCCCGUGAGAAGAUUCAAUGGACGCCGAUUCAAUACUUUGACAACAAGGUCGUCUGCGAAUUGAUUGAGCAGGUCCGCCCCCCUGGAAUCUUCUCCGCAAUGAAGGAUGCCACCAAGACCGCACACGCUGAUCCCGCUGCCUGCGAUCGUACCUUCAUGACUAGCAUUAAUGGCAUGUCGCACGCCCAUUUAACGCCUCGACAGGGCAACUUCAUCAUUAAGCAUUACGCCGGUGAUGUGGCCUACACGGUUGAUGGCAUCACGGACAAGAACAAGGACCAGCUCCUCAAGGGUCUGCUCAACUUGUUCCAGAAGAGUGGUAACCAAUUCGUACAUUCUCUCUUCCCCCAGCAGGUCGACCAGGAUAAUCGCAAGCAGCCUCCUUCGGCUGGUGACCGAAUUCGCUCCUCGGCCAACGCGCUGGUAGAGACUUUGAUGAAGUGCCAGCCUUCAUACAUUCGAACAAUCAAGCCCAACGAGAACAAGUCGCCCACCGAGUACAACAGUCCCAACGUCCUUCACCAAGUCAAAUACCUCGGUUUACAAGAAAACGUCCGCAUUCGUCGCGCUGGUUUUGCCUACCGUCAAUCUUUUGACAAAUUCGUUGAUCGGUUCUUCCUGCUAUCUCCAGCUACAUCCUAUGCCGGCGAGUAUACUUGGCAGGGAUCAUAUGAGGAUGCCGUUAAGCAGAUUCUCAAGGAUACGAGCAUUCCCAAGGAAGAAUGGCAAUUGGGUGUGACCAAGGCUUUCAUCAAGGCGCCCGAGACACUGUUUGCUCUGGAACAUAUGAGAGACAGAUACUGGCACAACAUGGCCACUCGUAUCCAGAGAAUGUGGAGAGCGUAUCUUGCCUACCGUGCCGAAAGUGCCACUCGUAUUCAACGGGUGUGGCGCAAGAAGAGGACCGGUGCCGAGUACUUGCAGCUGCGUGACCAAGGACACCGCGUACUUCAGGGUCGCAAGGAGCGUCGCAGGAUGAGUGUUCUCGGUUCCCGUCGCUUCCUGGGAGAUUACCUGGGAAUCAAUGCUUCAAACGGUUUUGGUGCUCAAGUCAGGCAAGCCACCAACUUGGCCGCAAACGAGCGAGCAGUCUUUUCCUGCCGCGCCGAGAUUCUGGAAGCCAAAUUUGGUCGCUCCAGUAAGCCCAGCCCUCGACUCAUCAUCGUUACCAACAGCAAAUUCUACGUGAUUGUUCAAGCGCUUGUUAGUGGGCAACCCCAAAUUCUGGUAGAAAAGGCUAUUCCUUUGGGUGCCAUCAAGUUCAUCGGAGCCUCGGCGGCGCAGGACGACUGGUUCUCGUUGGGUAUCGGCUCUCCCCAGGAGGCCGAUCCGUUGAUGAACUGUAUUCUGAAGACCGAGCUGUUUACUCAGAUGCAGCGCGUCAUGCCGGGCGGGUUCAACCUCAGGAUCGCCGAAUCCAUCGAAUACGCCAAAAAGCCCAACAAGAUGCAGCAGGUUAAGGUGAUCAAGGACUCUCAGCAGCGCGCCGACUUUUACAAGAGUGGUUCUAUCCAUACCACACGUGGAGAGCCCCCCAACUCUUCAUCACGGCCUACACCAAAGGGCAAGCCAGUUCCUCCGCGACCCAUCACUCGUGGCAAGCUUAUCCGGCCUGGCGGCCCGAACGGACGCCCCUCACGAGUGCAGACCAACAGAAAAGCACAGCCUCUCCCUUCUGCAGGUAGACGUUCGGUUCCCCAGCCACCCCUUGCCAUUUCCGCCGCCUCUACUCCGGUCGCCGCCGUCGUGCCAACGCCUGUUGCUCGAAAGCCGGCGGCCCAACCCGCUCUCCAGCAGGUCCUUCCCAGCCAUACAAGAAACGGCUCCGGUGCCAGCAGAGCACCGCCUCCCCCACCCCCUGCCGCUCCGCCGACGAAGCCCAAGAUUAUGGCCAAAGUUCUCUAUGACUUUGCUGGAAGCAGGGAUAAUGAGCUCACCGUUGCUGCCGGCGAACUGAUUGAGAUUGUGCAAAAGGAAAAUAACGGAUGGUGGUUGGGAAAGAACUCGGAUGGCCAGGCUUGGGUGCCCGCUGCCUACGUAGAAGAGCAAGCCUCUGUGCCACCGCCUCCUUCCGUAAGGGCCAAGCCCGCGCCGCCUGCACCGCCCGCGAAGCGACCGGCGGCUGCUCGCAAGCUGGAUGUGUCCCACCGCGACUCGGGCAUGAGCCUAAACGGCGCAGGCGGGUCUGACACGAGCCGCAGCAACACGCCCACGCCCAGCCUCGGCGGCAGUUUGGCGGAUGCCCUGCUGGCGAGGAAGAAUGCCAUGCAAAAGCGCGAGCAAGACGAGGACUGGUGA